This is a messenger RNA of Cherax quadricarinatus, 854 nucleotides long. Lineage: Eukaryota; Metazoa; Arthropoda; Malacostraca; Decapoda; Parastacidae. The record is from RefSeq and is a predicted model, not a curated record.
CAGUCUCUCUCUCACAGUGUUGCUGACACCAGUGUCAACACUCACAACACCAGUGCCAACAAUUACAACACGAGGGCCAAUACCAGUUAACAAGCACUGAUAGAAUAUCAGCAGUAACAGGUAGACCAGAGACAGCCAGGAGCUGCAGCAACAGUAGAAGCAACAGGAGCAAUAGUGCCAGCAACAGCAGCACCAGCAGCAAGGGCAGCAGCAGCACUAACAACAGCAACAGCAGUGCUAUCAAUAGCAACAAUAGGAACAACCCUGCCAGCAACAGCAGGAGGAGCAGUACCAGCACGAGGGAACAGACACACCUCCCUCACAUGGCCGGUGCAGGCAGUGCUCGCCCUGGUCGUCACCCACCUUCAUUAAGGAUGGUGGUUGGUGUGGUGGUUGCAGUGGUAGUGGUGGGUCAAGUAGUGGCACUGCCAGGCACCUUCUUCACCAAUGAAGAGAUCAGAAACAAAUGGUUACCCUCAGGUAGCAUCGACGUUCUUACAGGCAUCGACCAACCACUCUGUGAGGCACAAUGUACAGUGCAUCCCAAGUGUAACGCCUACGCUAUUUCGUUGUUUGAGAGGAAGUGUGUGAGAUACAACGCGAAGGUGGGCAAGGCUAAGCCCGUCCAGUACCUCGGAUAUAACCUUUACAUCCUCAAGAAGACUACUGAUGAUGGUUACAACGUGUAUGGUACCAACUACCUGAAACUCUACCUGGAUAGGAAAAAUGCCUUUGACGCCAGCAAAGCUUGUGCUGACGAGGGAGGAACACUGCCUUCAGUAACAGUGAGUAAAGGUUCCACUAUAAUCUGUACCUUGUCCGUAAUUAAUUUCUCAUUUGAUUUGGAAAAAUGA